Messenger RNA from Salvelinus fontinalis (brook trout), 5296 nucleotides. It is a transcript of the gene fndc4b, whose product is annotated as fibronectin type III domain containing 4b. Gene Ontology annotation, molecular function: protein binding. The record is from RefSeq and is a predicted model, not a curated record. Lineage: Eukaryota; Metazoa; Chordata; Actinopteri; Salmoniformes; Salmonidae. The transcript is spliced from 8 exons. Bases 179 to 952 code for a protein of 257 amino acids.
AAGCAACAUCACGGAUGUUAACAUCAUUCACCGUCGGAUAUCGAGCUGUGCUGUUGUCCAUAGCGGACCACUGACCGGAAUCGAUUCAUAACCAUCAACAGCUGUGGGUGAGGGAAUUGUUUGCAAUGUGAUCUAGUGGCGAAGGAGGAGGAGAGAGACAGAGAGAGGGGGGGGAAACAUGCCUGCUGAUGGUGCUGUCUCAUUGAGCCUCGUUACCCUCCUGCUGACCAGCUGGAACAUGGUGGCAGCGACAGUGCCGGUGGCUCCGGUCAACGUAUCGGUAAGUCAGCUGAGAUCAGACUCUGCCAUCAUCACCUGGAGUGUACCACAGGGAGACACUGUCAUCGGAUACGUCAUCUCACAACAGAGGCAGGACGGGCUGAUGCAGCGUUCCAUUCGGGAGGUGAACUCGUCAAGUCGAGCUUGUGUGUUGUGGGACCUGGAUGAAGACACACACUACAGCGUACAGGUCCAGUCCAUAGGGCUUCAAGGAGACAGCCAGCCCAGUCACACUGUCCACUUCAGGACCCUGGAGAAGACUGAUCACUACCCUAUAGGAAGCAUAGACGAUGACCCGACCAUGGAAGGGAUGGAUCUGACCCCUAACCUGCAGACUGGAGAACUACUCAUCGUCACCACUGUACUGCUACUCUGGGCAGCGGUAAUAGCUCUGUUCUGUCGUCAGUAUGACAUCAUCAAGGACAAUGACUACAAGGACAAACCCAAACGCCCCUCUGUUCGGACCGAACCAUCUUACUACAGCAGCAGUGUCUCAGCUCAGAGCACGCCACUUUACUACAACGGAGGGGUGCAAGGCAGCAAGGACCUCCUCUUCCUCUUCCAUCAUCAGAGUGUGACAGGAGCUCCUCCUCUUCCUCCUCCAUCAUCAGUUCCUCCAUCAUCAGGCUGUGACAGGACCUCCUCCUCUUCCUCCUCCAUCAUCAGAGUGUGACAGGACCUCCUCCUCUUCCUCCUCCAUCAUCAGUCUGUGACAAGACCUCCUCCUCUUCCUCCUCCAUCAUCAGAUUGUGACAGGACCUCCUCCUCUUCCUCCUCCAUCAUCAGGCUGUGACAGGACCUCCUCCUCUUCCUCCGCCAUCAUCAGUCUGUGACAGCACCUCCUCCUCCUUCUCCAUCAUCAGGCUGUGACAGGACCUCGUCCUCCUUCUCCAUCAUCAGGCUGUGACAGGACCUCGUCCUCCUUCUCCAUCAUCAGUCUGUGACAAGACCUCGUCCUCCUUCUCCAUCAUCAGUCUGUGACAAGACCUCGUCCUCCUUCUCCAUCAUCAGUCUGUGACAGGAUCUCGUCCUCCUUCUCCAUCAUCAGGCUGUGACAGGACCUCGUCCUCCUUCUCCAUCAUCAGUCUGUGACAGGACCUCGUUCUCCUUCUCCAUCAUCAGGCUGUGACAGGACCUCGUCCUCCUUCUCCAUCAUCAGUCUGUGACAGGACCUCGUCCUCCUUCUCCAUCAUCAGUCUGUGACAAGACCUCGUCCUCCUUCUCCAUCAUCAGUCUGUGACAAGACCUCGUCCUCCUUCUCCAUCAUCAGGCUGUGACAAGACCUCGUCCUCUUCCUCCUCCAUCAUCAGACUGUGACAGGACCUCCUCCUCUUCCAUCAUCAGACUGUGACAGCACCUCCUCCUCUUCCAUCAUCAGACUGUGACAUCAGGAAGUGACACAAGCAUAAAGGAAGUGACACAAUCAUAAAGGAAGUGACACAACUGUACAGUAAGUGUCUUAGAUGACUUGAGUACAUGUCCGAUCAAGAGCCCAGUUCCCUUUUUCAGUUCAGCGGCUGAAACCAUCCCUCUACUGUUCAGAACUGAGUAUUUGACAAAGGGAAUGUUGAUAUUGUCACAGCAAUACCACCAUACACCAAACAUGUUUAAGGACCAAGAUAGAAAGGAGCAAGGGGAAGACCGUCUGACAGAAAUGGACACGGCAAAUGUCACCCGGCAGUGGACUACUUCUCCCCAGCUAGUGGACUACUUCUCUUCAGCUAGUGCACUACUUCUCCCCGGCUAGUGCACUACUUCUCCUCAGCUAGUGCACUACUUCUCCCCGGCUAGUGAACUACUUCUCCCCGGCUAGUGAACUACUUCUCCUCAGCUAGUGAACUACUUCUCCCCAGCUAGUGGACUACUUCUCCCCGGCUAGUGGACUACUUCUCCCCAGCAAGUGGACUACUUCUCCCCAGCUAGUGGACUACUUCUCCUCAGCUAGUGCACUACUUCUCCCCAGCUAGUGGACUCCUUCUCCCCAGCUAGUGCAAUACUUCUCCCCGGCUAGUGAACUACUUCUCCCCAGCUAGUGGACUACUUCUCCCCAGCUAGUGCACUACUUCUCCCCAGCUAGUGGACUACUUCUCCCCAGCUUGUGGACUACUUCUCCCCAGCUAGUGAACUACUUCUCCCCAGCUAGUGGACUACUUCUCCUCAGCUAGUGAACUACUUCUCCCCAGCCAGUGAACUACUUCUCCCCAAUUAGUGAACUACUCCUGCCCAGCUAGUGAACUACUUCUCCCCAGCUGGUGAACUACUUCACCCCGGCUAGUGGACUACUUCUCCCCAGCUAGUGAACUACUUCUCCCCAGCUAGUGGACUACUUCUCCCCAGCUAGUGGACUACUUCUCACCCUGCUAGUGGACUACUUCUCCCCAGCUAGAGGACUACUUCUCCCCAGCUAGUGGACUACUUCUCCCCAGCUAGUGAACUACUUCUCCCCAGCUAGUGGACUACUUCUCCCCAGCUAGUGGACUACUUCUCCCCAGCUAGUGGACUACUUCUCCCCGGCUAGUGGACUACUUAUCCCCAGCUAGUGGACUACUUCUCCCCAGCUAGUGGACUACUUCUCCCCAGCUAGUAGACUACUUCUCCCCAGCUAGUGGACUACUUCUCCCCAGCUAGUGGACUACUUCUCACCCUGCUAGUGGACUACUUCUCCCCAGCUAGAGGACUACUUCUCCCCAGCUAGUGGACUACUUCUCCCCAGCUAGUGGACUACUUCUCCCCAGCUAGUGGACUACUUCUCCCCAGCUAGUGGACUACUUCUCCCCGGCUAGUGGACUACUUCUCCCCGGCUAGUGGACUACUUAUCCCCAGCUAGUGAACUACUUCUCCCCAGCUAGUGGACUACUUCUGACCAAAGUCACCUGGACUGGACCAGUUUGGGAAGAACUGCUCUAAGGGCACCUGGACGAAAGGUCACACGUACAAUUUGACAAGAUGGACAACAAAGAUUCAGACAUGACCGUCUUCUCCUUAUCCUUUAAGCAACGCAACUCUUUAGUCAUUCCUGGGUGUUCCACUGUGGAUGAAACUGUUCUACCUCCCCGUGAUGUUCGGAGAACGAAGUUACAGAUACAUCGACCCGAACAACAGACACACAGACACUAACAAUAGACACACAGACCCUGACAACAGACACAUACCCCAACAACAGACACACAGACCCUGACAACAGACACAUACCCCAACAACAGACACACAGACCCUGACAACAGACACACAGACCCUGACAACAGACACACAGACCCUGACAACAGACACAUACCCCAACAACAGACACACAGACUCCAACAACAGACACACAUACCCUUACAACAGACACGCAGACCCUGACAACAGACACACAGACCCGAACAACAGACACGCAGACCCCAACAACAGACGCACAGACCCGAACAACAGACUCUAACAACAGACACGCAGACUCUAACAACAGACACACAGACCCUAACAACAGACACACAGACCCAACAGCAGACACACCGACCCUAACAACAGACACACAGACCCUAACAGCAGACACACAGACCCUAUCAGCAGAAACAGAGACCCUAACAGCAGACACACAGACCCUAACAGCAGACACACAGACCCUAACAGCAGACACACAGACCCUAACAACAGACGUAUAGACCCUAACAACAGACACUAAGACCCUAACAGCAGAUACACAGACCCUAACAGCAGACAAACAGACCCUAACAACAGACACACAGACCCUAACAACAGACAUUAAGACACCAACAACAGACACUAAGACCCUAACAACAGACACACAGACCCUAAUAACAGACACACAGACAGUAACAACAGACACAGAGACCCUAACAGCAGAUGUAUAUACCCUAACAACAGACAUACAGACCCUAACAACAGACAUACAGACCCUAACAACAUACAUAUAGACCCUAACAACAGACACUAAGACCCUAAUAACAGACAUAUAGACCCUAACAACAGAUACUAAGACCCUAACAACAUACAUAUAGACCCUAACAACAGACACUAAGACCCUAAUAACAGACAUAUAGACCCUAACAACAGACAUAUAGACCCUAACAACAGACACACAUACCCUGCUGUAUAGAGACAUUAAAACUAACAACAGACAUCCUGCUGUAUAGAGACAAUAUAACUAACAACAGACAUCCUGCUGUAUAGAGACAUUAUAACUAACAACAGACAUCCUGCUGUAUAGAGACAUUAUAACUAACAACAGACAGACAUCCUGCUGUACCUAACUAACAGGCGAAUGUCCUGUACCAUUGUAGAGACACUGUUAAACUGUGGACAUUACCUGUGUAAAGUCACCCCCAGACAUGUAGAUGACUAACUAAUGCAGGGCUAGGCAACCCUGGUCCUGGCAACCCUGGUCCUGGCAACCCUGGUCCUGGCCACCCUGGUCCUGGCCACCCUGGUCCUGGCCACCCUGGUCCUGGCAACCUGGGUCCUGGCAACCCUGGUCAGGGCCACCCGGGUCCUGGCCACCCGGGUCCUGGCCACCCGGGUCCUGGCCACCCGGGUCCUGGCCACCCGGGUCCUGGCCACCCGGGUCCUGGCCACCCGGGUCCUGACAACCCUGGUCCUGGCAACCCGGGUCCUGGCAACCCGGGUCCUGACAACCCUGGUCCUGGAGUGCUGCAUAUGCAGGCUUUAUGUUUUGCUUUUUUAUUAGGCCUGGGAAUUUAUCCAAUCACUGAUAGUGAUCAAUUAGCUCAGUAGGUAAGGUGAUUAGUAGAGGUUGGAACUAAAGUACAUGUUCACUCCAGAGUUACCAGGGUUACCAGGGUUACCAGGCCCUGAACUAACAGAACGUGUUCUUCUAUAAUUAUAUUUUACAGUAUGUAGAUAGUCUGUAGAUACAGAAUCAACAAUUGAAAUAUAGUAUAUGUUAAAAUGUGAAUAGUUACUAGAACUGUAUAAUACACAGCUACACGUGUGUUGACAUCUUCUUAACCUUAAAACAUAGUUCAUAACCAUGAAUAAAUCUAAAACGAUUGGGGGAAUU